Molecule: messenger RNA, 6382 nt
Organism: Bactrocera oleae (olive fruit fly)
Lineage: Eukaryota; Metazoa; Arthropoda; Insecta; Diptera; Tephritidae
Gene: Tsf1
Product: Transferrin 1
Biological process (GO): iron ion transport
Cellular component (GO): plasma membrane; recycling endosome; early endosome
Source: RefSeq, a predicted model, not a curated record
UUUGAGUAUAAAUAUAUUUUUAUAUGUAACACAGGGUGGUCCAGAUGACUUUUUAAUUUUCAAGCAAUCAAACAAAGUUAAAGUGAUUCCAAGAAUUUUCGUUACUUUAAUAGAUCCAGAGAUACUGAGUUCUUUGUGCAAACUUUAUUUGAUUCUAGCCUGAGACAUAGAAUUUUUCACAAAUGUUCUUGGAAGUUGAAGCAGAGAACGUAGAUUUAUUCCAUUAUUAUUGGUGUAAUCCACUCAUCGUGCUUUCUUCGAUUAAGGUGGCUGGAAUAUAACGUGGCUUUGUAGCAUUCUUUAUUUCUAGAAGCAACAUUUUCUCCGCAAUAUUCAUAAAAAAUGGGUCAAUUUUAGUUUUUGAUAAACAAGCUUGUGGAUGUAGAGAUAUGAGUUUUCAGCUUUGGACUAAACGCACGCCAAUUUCUGCAAGUUCAGCUGUUGGUGAAAGUAAAUCUAGUUAGAGAAGAAAUGCUAAAGUCGGUAAAUCUUUAUAAUUUCUCAUUAGACAGCUGGAGUUCUUGAGAAUAGUUGAGAAGUUCAAUACGAAUUUUCGCAAUGAAUGUGGUUUAAAUGUGUUCAAGGGACGGUGGUUAGAUUAAAGGAUUGAUUCGGAGAGACCCAGGUGGAGAAAUUGCUUAAUCUGUCUCUUCGAACUUCAGUAUCCUUUUUCUAUUCAAUGACGCUACAUCUAUUUAAGAUAUGUUGUGCCACAAUGACCUCAGCUUCGUAUCGCACGAUCGUUAGCCGUUUUCGAUUAUUAACUGCUCGCUAUCAUUGAGUUCUGUUGUCUUAUCAAAAAUUUAUAUGUAAAAGCAAUAAUCAAGAUUAAUCUAGUUAUUGUAUAAUCAAAACCUCUUUGUCUUGUACGUAGCUGGCACAGCAAAGUGGUUUAAACGCUUGUAAUUUGGCUCUAUUUCAUUAUCUUAAGCUGUGUGAUCUACACUAGUUGCUUGUUCGAUUCGCUCCUCUCAAAAACUUGGCGCAACGAAAACAGCUUCUUCUUUGUUGAUUUUGGUGUAUGCCUAACAAACUGCCGUGGGUCUUGAAGUUUGUAACCCCUUUUCAUGUCUGCUAGUUACACCUAUCGAUAGAACAGACUUUGGGUCUACCCUGUACAAAACUUCUCUAAACAGCUGUUAGCUUAAUUCAUUAUGUAUGACUUCAAAGCUGUUUAAUUCAAUUCUUUGUAAACUAUUAAUUUCAUGUACCGAUAUGUAGAUACAUACAUAUAUAAUUCCCAUACAUAUUUACUAUACUACACAUAGAGUACUCGUAUAAGUAUUAGCACGAAUAUAAGGAAACAAACAUACGCAUAUAAUCCGCGUAUUUUUGGGAAGUACCUCAACUCAGUGCCAAAACGUUUGCUGCAUUCAGAGUGGAUCAAUGUGCUGUUGUAUGUGUGCACAUGUACAUAUAUUAUAUUUGUAAAUACAUAUUAUAUAUAUUGUUUAAAUGUCGUCGUGGUCCAUUGUGUUCGGUAUAUAUUUGCGAAAGCUGACGAUACGGACAUAUUGUGGGUGGCGGUGUUCUAGAAAAGUUUUACAGUCAUAUAACGUGCGAAAUUCCAAGAAGCAUAUCAAAACAAAAACAGAGUUAAGUACUUAUGCGCGUUGUAUAUCCACAUUUAAAUUCAUACAUUAGGGUGGUUCUAAAAUAUAUCUCUUAAGUGACAAUUCAAUGACAAACCCAAGCUCUAUUUCCAUGCUACAAUGCACAAAACUCUUCUUACGACACAUCUUAACUAUAUCUAAUCCUUAACCAUAUUAUUACCGACUGAGAGCGCAAGACUGAAAGAAAAAACCUUUUAUUCGACUUUAGGAACCGCCCUAACCUUCGAAUACAUAGUAUAUGUAAAAAGCAGUAAUCGUCCGCCCCAGUCGGCUUUCAACUAUCAAAUCGGCGUCACUUUCAAUUAGCUCACAAUUCAUGUGGUUAUAUUUUAUCUGGCUGACUGAUUCAUGUCUAGGCAUUCAUAUUGCUACUAUUUAUUUCCAUGUAUGGUGAGUUCAUUUAGGUGGAACCAGUAAUUUUAAAUGAAAGACGACAUAAUGUGAGUUUUAAAUUAAAUGGAGAAAAUUCUUCCAUAAGGUGAGAAAACCUCAGCAAAAUCAAGAUACAUUUUUGAGUUGUAUGAAGAAUCGUAAGGUCCAAAACAAAUAAAUAAUUCCAUUUAGAAAACUGAGGAAUAUGGAUGGCCGAUUGCAUGCCGGUCAGGUCUUUGCAAACGGAUUAUAUACGGAUAUAGAUUCGACCAAGGGCUGUCCCUCGCAGGUAUUAUUGAAUUGUCUUAAGUUGCUAUAACAACAAAAGCAAUUCAGAAAUUGAUUUUAAAUACUUUUCAACCAAGCAGCCUUUCUUUAACCUACAAAUAUCACUUGUGUCUGUUAUAUAUAUUUUGUUUUCCUUUUUCUAAAUAGCUAUUACAGGUCGCAAAAGAGUUCUGAGGUCUCUAAUGCAACAAUAUUUAUUUCAGUUUUUGAUUAAAAUUUUUGUGAGCCUAUUUUCCUGUUCGAUGAAUAAUGCUUUUUAUCAAAAGAAAACUUUUUAUCUAACGGAGAUCGUUUUUGCCGAUUAGGUUCAAUUCAUAAUCGAUUGAAAUUUUACUUUGUUCUAAGCGGCGACAUGGAAUGAAACCAAAUUUCUGUUGUUUACUACCACCGGUGACUAUUUCAUAGAAAAAUUCAGAGUCAACUUAUCGGCUCUAAAAGUGCUGACUUUUUUUUAAGAAACCGGUAUAAAGUGGAAAUAAUUUUACUGAAAUGGAAUUUAACUAUGGUUGACACGGAGAGUCUUUUUACUACGAACAACCUCUUUGCUAAAGAUCUCGUUCGGGGUUUCGUUUUUUUUCAGCAACCGAAACGGACAGUUUUGUUUCAAAAAUAGAAAAGGGUUUCAAGGUGUCGAAUACGGUGAACUAGAUGAGUAAGGGAUGAUAAGUGUGAAUUAUUUUUUAAGGCAUUUCUUUUCUGGUCUCUGCUUAACUACUUGACUCUCUUUAAAUUUUUUAUUUUGAUACAAAAUUCAGACGUUUUGUUCAUACCGAGACAUUGACUAAAAUUAAUUUAUACAACAAGUUAAGAGCCGUUUCCACGACAGUCUGUUUUACGUAACCGGAAAUUUUAUCCAAUUCAUGUAUCUCAACUCGCAGCAUUCCUUAAAUCUAUUUGGGGAAUGUUUUCUGAGGCUACAAAAACAACAACAUUAGAAGUUCAAGAACCCAAAAAUGUCUCUAACUUUUUUGAUGCUUUCUUCGUUAACAGAAUCGGUUGAUCCCCUCCUAAUAUAUGAUGCACAAUGAACUUGUGACCCUCGCUGUAUCCUGCCUUUACAACAUUUACACUUGAAUGUACCAACCCGAGUCCAAUGGAAUAGCUGUUAUGAGAAGAACAGUACUGCCGCUUGAAUUUCUCUUACUCAGCGAUUCACAGCAUCGGGUUGGGUCAUUUGUUAUGAGAUUAGCGAUGCCGGCCGGCGAAAAAGUAAAAAAAAGCAUAACACAAACAAACAACAAAUAUUUCCACUCUCAAUCUGUGUAGGUAUUUAUGUACAAAAACAAUCAGAAGCACAGAGGCACAUAUAGAAUAUAAUUAAAGCUAAUUUGUAGAGGAUCCUAAAAAUAAAUUAAUUUGUAUGCAGGUAGACACUUGUUAUGAUUUUUGCAUAACGAAAAUGGAAAAAUAAUAAAACUAAAAAAAAAGUUAAGUAAAUAACUAGAAAAGAUAGACAAAAAACCGGUUUAACGCUACAAAAGGUGUACCUUCGAAUAAGUUGAGUUAGACGCGAAAUUGAUAAUGACAUUCGUAGAGCAAAAACAAUAAUAAAAACAACAACAGAAAACACAUAUAUUAUAUAUACAUACGUACAUACAUAUAUACGAGAUGCAGGCGCUGUUCGGAAGAGGUAACUGCGAAAGACAAAGCAUUUGGUAGAGAACAUUGCACCGACACACGUCAGAACUUAUCGGCGACGAUGUCACGAACUACGUUGACCGCCUGCAGCUUUAAGUAUAAUAGCCAAUUAAGCAAAAAAGAAAAAGGAAUAAGCGAAAUCUAGAAACGAGAUCGUAUUAAUUUUUAUAUAUGUGCAUACGUACGAAUGCAUUUACAGAAAGAAAACAAAAAAAAAAGAACAACAUGUAAUCAAAUCUAAAGAGAUGUGCAAACCAAAUCAUUGCAAAUAGAAAAGCAACAACAAAAACAUGAAUAAUAAUAAAGCAAAGGAAAUUAUUUAUCAAUUGGUGAAUCCCGAGCUGAUGACCGCUCGGCUGGGCCACCAAGUUGCGCCGAAGCCAAGUAGCCGGUUUGCCUAUAAAAAGAAACUGGCUGGUGUUGCAUUCAGCAGUUGAGUAUUUACUUCGACUGGCAGAGAACGAACGCGCUAACAUGGGUUUUACAAAAGCUUUACACUUGACUACGGCCAUACUGGGCGUGGCUGCUCUAACGUUGGUGCAAGCUGACGAGCAAAUUUAUCGCAUGUGCGUGCCGGAAAAGUAUUAUCAAGACUGUUUGGAUCUGCUGAAGGAUCCCUCCGAGGCUGGCAUACUAAUGCAGUGUGUAGCGGGACGUGAUCGCAUCGAUUGCUUGGACAAAAUCAACCAACGUAAGGCAGAUGUGCUUGCCAGCGAGCCGGAGGAUAUGUAUGUUGCCUAUCACACAAAGAAUCAGGAUUAUCGUGUGAUCUCGGAAAUACGCACCAAAGAUGAUAAAGACGCCGAAUUCCGUUAUGAGGGCAUUAUUUUGGUGAAGAAAAAUUCAAACAUAAAUAGUUUGAAGGAGUUGCGCGGCAAGAAAUCGUGUCACACAGGUUUCGGACGUAAUGUGGGCUAUAAGAUCCCCAUCACUAAGUUGAAGAACACACAGAUACUUAAGGUUUCUUUGGAUCCCGAACUGAGCGCCACCGAUCGCGAGCUGAAGGCUUUAUCAGAAUUCUUCUCACAAUCUUGUCUGGUUGGCACCUACUCACCAUAUCCGGACACUGAUCGUCUACUGAAGAAGAAAUACUCCAGCUUGUGUGCGCUCUGCGAGAAACCCGAGCAAUGCAAUUAUCCCGACAAAUUCUCCGGUUAUGAUGGCGCAAUCCGUUGCUUAGACAAGGGCAAGGGUGAGGUGGCCUUCACGAAGGUGCAAUACAUCAAGAAAUACUUUGGCCUGACACCCGGCUCCACACCUGAAGGCGAUCCCUCCGAGUUCGAGUAUUUGUGUGAGGAUGGCAGUCGUCGUCCAGUCACUGGCCCAGCUUGCUCGUGGGCUCAACGUCCAUGGACCGGUUAUAUCUCGAACGCUGAUUCGGUAAAUGGCGAAGAGAAAUUGCAUAAUCUACAAAAUCGUCUUGAGAAAUUCUUUGAGAAUGGUUUGCAUGCCGAAAACAAGAUUGCCGCACAACAUUUACUCAUCAACGAGAAUGCCGUGUACCACAGCAAACCGGAGGCAGUCGAACCAAAAGUCUAUCUCGAGCGUGCCGGUUAUAAGGAUGUGAUCGAACGUGAUGGCAGCGCCAUCAGGAAGAUGCGACUCUGUGUGCGUACACCCAUUGAGAUGGCCAAGUGCGAUUCAAUGCGCCGUGCUGCCUACUCACGUGAUAUUCGUCCUGAAUUGGAGUGUGUGGUGGACCAAGAUUGUUUGAAUGCCGUUGAGAAUAAAAAUGCCGAUUUGGUUGUGGUGUCAGGCAACCAAUACGCGGAUGCGCGUCAAGAAAAACUCAAGCCGGUCGUAUAUGAAAGCUACGGGCCCGACAAUGUCUAUGUUGCUAUUGUAGAGCCGAGCGUUAGCAAGGAUUUGCAGAAGCUGCCAAUCAACUAUGAUGCGCAGAAUAAACGCGCCAGUUUAGCGGCUAAUUUCCUGAACAAACGUCGCAACAUUAAUCCCUGUCAGAAUUCACCGUCCACUGAGAAGAAUCUCAUGAUCGUACACUCAAGCGAAUUGGAACAGCAUAAGGAUAAACAGCUGGUGUGCCCUAGUUUGGAAGUUAAAGCCGUAACCGAGUAUCAUACAUGUAACUUGGAGGCUAACUUACCGUCGGCUGUCUUCAUACGCAAGAGCACGACUCCCGUUGAGCAGGAGACUAUCAAGCAAUUGUUCGUUUCGAUUUCCUCUAAGUUUGGUAAAGAGGGCAAGUUGUCCGAUGUUUUUGCUCUCUUCGCUCCAUUCGUAAAGGACGUCAAGAAUGUGUUGUUCGAUGACGAUGCCACUGAAUUCGUAACUGAGCUGAAAAAUCCCAACCUCAAUGAGCAAAUCUAUAAUGAGCUCGCAUGUGAUAAACAAUCGAUUUCAAAAAAUCUCUAAAAAUGCAUGGCUAGAUACAUACAUACACGUCCCUGUAAUCAUAUUUAUAAGCUCUCAUAAUUACUAAAAUAAAAGUUAUAAUUGAAUGUGAAAAAUAA